AAAAAGCCCACAACACUCUUCGUUUGUGGAACAUGCGCAUUCGUUUUCCAUAGCUUUUUGGGUGUUGAAAGUGAGCAUGCGCAUGAUGGUCCUCUGAAGUUUGAACAGGAUAGAAACGGCUGGUCCUGGGGCUGUCAGUUGGUUCCUCACUUUUUUGAGGAAAUAGGCCUAGUUUGUCAGGCCUCAACAUGUCAAUAGUAACACUGCAACUUGGUCAGUGUGGCAAUCAGAUUGGUUUUGAAGUGUUUGAUGCUUUAUUUAGUGACUCACACUGUCCCCAGAGACUCUGCUCUAAAAGAGAGAAUGAAGCAUAUCAAGCGUCUUGCAAAGAAAGAUUCUUCAGUGAGGAGGAAAAUGGAGUUCCAAUUGCUCGAGCUGUACUUGUUGACAUGGAACCUAAAGUUAUCAAUCAAACAUUACUAAAGGCUGCCCAGUCUGGCCGAUGGAAAUAUGGCCAGCAUUCAGGCUUCUGUCAAAAACAAGGUUCUGGAAACAACUGGGCAUAUGGUUACUCUGUUCAUGGACCCAGGCAUGAAGAACCUAUAUUGAACCUAAUCCAGAAGGAAGCGGAGAAAUGUGACUCUUUGAGUGGUUUUUUCAUCAUAAUGAGUAUGGCUGGGGGUACAGGAUCAGGACUAGGAGCCUUUGUUACACAGAAUUUACAGGAUCAGUACUCCAGCUCUUUGAAAAUGAAUCAGAUUAUAUGGCCUUAUGGAACUGGUGAGGUUAUUGUUCAGAACUACAACUCCAUUUUGACUCUUUCCCACUUGUACCGAUCUUCAGACGCCCUCCUUGUUCAUGAGAAUGAUGCUGUUCAUAAGAUCUGCGCAAAACUGAUGAAUAUCAAGCACAUCUCCUUUAGUGAUAUAAAUCAAGUCCUCGCCCAUCAGCUGGGAAGUGUGUUCCAGCCUACUUAUUCUGCGGAAGGCUCAUUUCACUACAGAAGAAACCCAUUAGGAGACUUAAUGGAGAAUUUAGUUCCCCAUCCUGAAUUCAAGAUGCUGGGUGUUCGUAACAUUCCUCAGAUGUCUGAGAACUCACUGGCAUAUAGCACGUUUACUUGGGCUGGCCUCCUCAAGCAUUUGAGACAGAUGCUUAUUUCUAACGCAAAAAUGGAAGAAGGUAUUGAUUGGCAGGUACGGCCUCCUUUAUCAGGACUUCCUACUCUUGGUAAAACGUCUCUCAACAAGGAGCUUCAUUUUAACACUUCCAUUGCUAACUUACUCAUUCUUCGUGGGAAAGAUGUGCACAGUGCAGAUCUGGGGGGAUUUAAAGAUCCAGCUCUCUAUACUUCCUGGUUAGCGCCUGAUAAUGCUUUCAAUGUGUGGAAAACCCAGCGAGCCUUUAGCAAAUACGAGAAGUCUGCAGCAUUGGUCAGCAAUAGCCAGUUCUUAGUAAAACCACUUGAUGUGAUUGUGGGCAAAGCAUGGAAUAUGUUUGCUUCAAAAGCCUACAUUCAUCAGUACACAAAAUUUGGAAUUGAAGAAGAGGACUUUUUGGACAGUUUCACAUUAUUAGAACAGGUUGUUGCCAGUUACCGCAAUCUCUGAUCUUGAACAAAGGGGGAAAAGUACCUUACAUCAUUUUUGGACAAAAAUAUUUUCAAUACUGCUUUCUCUGUAAGGUUUCAAAUACCAGUCUUUUAAAAGCAACAAAGUAAAAUGUUGAUUCCUUCUACAUACUAUGCCCACAGAACAGGUGGAAAACCUUUUAAAUGGAGAAUAGCAUGUUUUCUGUGAAAACAUCUACUUGGUAUUUUCGUUUGUAAGUAAAAAAAUGGGUGCUUCUAUAAAGAAUUGUGGAGACUUGGCUGACAUGUUGAAACUCUGGAACCAUCCAAAAAAGGGAAUAUUCUGUUUUGUCCCUAUGUUCCUAACUCUUCGCUCUUUAUUCCAAAAAGGAUUCAGUUCACUAAAUAUGAACUAAACUUUCACAGCACAAUUUUAAGCUGAGAAAUUGCAAUUCUGUCUUUAAAUGCAUUCGUCUUUGAAAUGAAUGCUGCGAACCACAAGAGGGAGCUGUUGUUAAUGCUACAGUGAGUGACCAUCUAUUUUGAAUAUUUUAUUCUGUAACAGGUAAGAUUUCCCAUUUUAAGCAGGUAUUUAAAAAUAAAUGUUAGUAUUUUGUUAAUAAAUGUAUAGGUAUUUAGCUGAUGUGGAAGAUGGUUCUACGCUUUUCAAUAAAAGGGGUAAAAGCUUUCACCAAAAUCACUAAGUUGAGAAAAUUAUCACCAAGGAACUACUGUGCUUGAUGAAAUUGGCAUAUACAGAGGGUUUCACCCAGAAGGACAAAACACAUUUGGAAACUGGCAACUGAGUUGAAGGGGAAUGGUGUAUUUCAAUAAAACAUCACAUGCAAUGUAUUAACAAAUGUAAAAUGGGAAACAAAUAGGAACAUUUACCCUUUCUGCCAAAUCUACCAGUGGUGACUUAUUUUUAUUUGGAACAAUGACAGUUCACAGCUUCACUGGUUCUUCCUUUUCUUUCCAUAUGGAAAUGAUUACCUUUUUGCUGUUUUUCUUAUCAACUGUUGCUAUGAUUUAAAAUACUGAACCAUAUCUUAUUUCUAAAGAAUGUAAAAAGGGUCUGUUCAGCUAAAAGUCACGCCUCACUGCUGCAUUUUGUUAACCCAAGUGUACUUGAAAAUAAUUAGAUCAUAAUUUUUACAAAAUAAAGUUAAAAUUGUUUACCAUUGAAGAGAUCCAAAAGCUAAAUAAAGCA
This is a messenger RNA of Rhinolophus ferrumequinum (greater horseshoe bat), 2720 nucleotides long. It is a transcript of the gene TUBD1, whose product is annotated as tubulin delta 1. Gene Ontology annotation, cellular component: microtubule; cytoplasm. Gene Ontology annotation, biological process: mitotic cell cycle; microtubule cytoskeleton organization. The record is from RefSeq and is a predicted model, not a curated record. NCBI's taxonomy places the organism in Eukaryota, Metazoa, Chordata, Mammalia, Chiroptera, Rhinolophidae. Gene Ontology annotation, molecular function: GTP binding; structural constituent of cytoskeleton. The coding region runs from base 189 to 1550 and encodes 453 amino acids. The transcript is spliced from 9 exons.